Molecule: messenger RNA, 1899 nt
Organism: Toxoplasma gondii ME49
Lineage: Eukaryota; Apicomplexa; Conoidasida; Eucoccidiorida; Sarcocystidae
Gene: ROP32
Product: rhoptry kinase family protein ROP32
Exons: 2
Coding region: 1-1899 (632 amino acids)
Biological process (GO): protein phosphorylation
Molecular function (GO): ATP binding; protein kinase activity
Source: RefSeq, a predicted model, not a curated record
AUGGCUGCCGUUUGCCGAGACCUUCUUCCUUACUUCACAUCAUGGCGAAUUCUCCUGUGCUGCUAUUCCGUGGGGCUGUUUAUGCACAUGUCAAGGUCGCUGCUUCCGAACACUAUGGUAUGGGCGUCAGCUAACUCUCCGCGCCGGCUGAGUCACUCAACGCCAAGUGUUUUCCGUUCCUAUACAGAAAUUGAUAACACCGCGCCCGUCGGGUCUAUUCACAGUCCAACUGAAUCAAAUGUAGAACCAACGGCCGGUCGCAACAAACGGGCACUGGCAACGGCUUCUGAAGAGCAGUUGCCCACAAGUCACCGGAGUCGGCGGGGGGCAGCGACAAGCAUACUGUCUGGUCUGAGGAGCGUCUACAAUGCUUCAUCGCGUCCAGCUGUUGACUCCAGAAAUCGUGCCAAGGAUCCAGAUCGAUUUGUAAUGCGAAGAGCAGUCGUACACUCAAUUGAAGAAGUAACAGAGAGGUCCGAUCACCACGACCUUCGUGGAGAGGACAGCGCCCAAACCGACAGCGUCAACGCACCUGACGACGAACUAGUCAGCGAGCUUCUACACCUUGGCGAGUAUCCACAUCAUAUUGAGUCCCUCUCUGAUCCGGAAGCGGUGAAAAUACUUGCCCAUCUCGUGGCUACCACAAACACGCAUGACAUUGUCUCGCAAUCGCGAAAGAAGAAACUGGUCGAAGCGUUCAACAUGUACCUUCCAGAUGGCGACCGUUUCUUUGUCGAAUCUCUCUCUGAUGCAUCUGAGUCCAAAGAAUUUGUCAGAGGCCCGCUUCUGGGUGUGGGAGGAAACGGUCUAGUUUUUGAGGCGCAGGACAGUGACGGCCACGUAUACGCACUGAAACUCCUGCUUGUGCGUAUGAGCACGUUUCUAGAGGCCGUGGGGGACCUCAGCCACGAUGCCUGGAGGCGCGAAGAGGAUUGGGCAUUCGCCAGGGCUCUUCGCAAGGAGAUGAAAGUACUCAGGUUGUUUCCACCUGACAAGUCACCCGAGCAGUUGUACGAAGAAGGGUUUGUCCUGCCGUUGUUUCAGGGUAUCCUCGCGGGGAAGCCGCGAAUGACUCCGUUAACGGAGGAGUUCGGUGCGACGAGUGUUGUGGUCGGAUUUCAUAAGGUGGCGUGUAGUGUAGGGCAACUUUUCAGUGCGCAUCGUCUCCCGGACGGAGUCAAGCUCGAGCUGACUAAGCAAAUGGUCGACCGCGUGGCUCGGCUUCAUAGCUACGGCAUUCUGCACGGCGACGUCAAGUGGGAAAACUUCUUCCUGGACGACAACGGACGCGUUUUUCUCGGAGAUUUCGAGCAGGCUCAAUCUCUCGGUCACCGCCGGACGGGGCCCUGCGGUCCCCGAGGUGGAGGCACUCCUUCCCUGCACGAGCCUGCACGCGCUGCGUGCUACUUCAGUGAGCCAGAUCGUCGGUUGGAUUUGCUCGAAAGUCGAGACAGCUGGUGCCUCGGAGUCGUUUCUUAUAAACUCUGGUGUCAUCGCUUACCCUUUGGCUUGCACCUAAAUCGAGCUGACAUGGAAGGGUUCAUGAACCAGGUGGCCACCAUAGAACGAGAUCGCCUGGUCCCCGACUUCGACGAUUGCCGCGGUUCCGAACAAACACCGGAAGACGUGAAAGAGUUGAUUGCUGCAUUGCUCUAUCAUGACCGGUACCGUCGGGAGACGCCACUGAGUCUCAUCGAAAAAUCGCAUCUUUUCCGUCGCCCUCCUUCCGAGAGGAACGACGUCAGCGUGGAACUUAGAGCCCAUGAAAGUGACGCGGCCGACGUACUCCGUCCAGCGGCUCCUUUGCCGGAGGAGCGCUUGCAUGCGCCAGAAACAAAGUUUUUCAAACCGAGAAAACACUGGUGGAGGAGUUAUUUGCAAGCCUGUUCAAUUCAAUAA